Leptidea sinapis is the source of this 8316-nucleotide messenger RNA. It is a transcript of the gene Hr4, whose product is annotated as hormone receptor 4. NCBI's taxonomy places the organism in Eukaryota, Metazoa, Arthropoda, Insecta, Lepidoptera, Pieridae. Gene Ontology annotation, molecular function: sequence-specific DNA binding; zinc ion binding; DNA-binding transcription factor activity. The transcript has 8 exons. The coding region runs from base 403 to 2622 and encodes 739 amino acids. The record is from RefSeq and is a predicted model, not a curated record. Gene Ontology annotation, biological process: regulation of DNA-templated transcription.
GAGCGCCGAGAGCGACGCCCGAGUCUGCCGAAACCGAGGCGAAAUAUUUAGGUGAAAGUGUUUCGAAUUUCGACAUGACAACAUUUAUGCGCAGUAGUUAUCGCGAUUUUGCCCAAUCUGGUACUACCGAGAGCGCAUGCGGUCGAUACGAAAACUCUAUCUUAACUCGCAAUAUCUUAGUGUGCUCUUCCACAGGACCCUGAGAGCCUCCAAACCUGAGGUGUGGUAAAGCAUGCUGAGCGCAGGUGUUUUGAAAUAUCGAAGACGUAAUUUUAAUGGUGUUUGGUGAAUUUACGUGGAACUUUGUGUGAUGUGCGUUUUCUGGCGCUAAGCAAGCUGUCGGACGGUGAAAACCUUUCAGAGGCGUUAGACGCCUCCUCACACGCGUCUCAACUGCAGACGAUGACCUCCACCAUGGGAAUAAUGACACUCAGCCGCGGCCCGUGUGACCUCGACAACAUGAGUCUGUUCCAAGACCUCAAACUAAAGAGGCGGAAAGUUGACUCCAGGUGCAGCAGUGAUGGCGAGUCAGCAGCGGACACCAGUACGUCAUCUCCGGAUCCCGGCCCACCUUCGCCGCGUAUGGCUGAGGCUGGCUGCAGCAGUCCGCCGCAUCCGCCGCCCGUGUUUGACGGCGGCGGCUCGCCAUCACCAUCUCCAGCCUGCCAUCCUACUGUCAUCCGCUCUGCGCCUCCUAACUCAGUCAUCAAGUUCGAGGGAGCCCCUCCGAACAUAAAGCGAGAAAGUUCACCAGCUGCAAAACAUGACUCUCCGUCACCCGUCUCAUCGGUUAAGAUGGAGGUGCCACCACCUGAGCAGCCCCAGCCUUAUAGGCCAAGAUCUCUUGCUCCACCACCGCCAAACCAUCCUUCCCUAUCACCAAACCACUGGCCUCCAGCGGCGUGCAUAAACGGUGUAAAACCAGAACUGAUAGGAGGACAUUUCCCACCGCAGCCAGUUGAACAAAAAUCUGGUGCCAGGAAUACUGCACAAUGGAGAGGUGCACCUGCCGUUAUUAUGGGUGAAUCUGGAGGAGUUCGAACUAUGUUCUGGACUUUACCAGCACCCACAUCUGCAGGAGAACCAGGUGCAAGUGCAUCACAUACGCCAACACCACCAGCGUCUGAUCCAAACACCUGUACCGAAGAAUCAGCAGCACGACUUUUACUUAACUUGGGUGGAGAAUUGAGGCGGACGCAAGGGCCACGGCUAAACAUGGAGUUAUUAUGGGCUGGUGACGUAUCACAACUGCCUGCUCAUCAUCAGAUGCAUGCGCUCAACCUUAGUGCUGCAGCCGGCGGUGUCUCCAACGUUCCAAGCUUACCAAGUGCGAGCUCUCUAGCAGCACGUCCAGAACUGAGGACAUAUGCUCCGGAAACCGAGCGUGACGAAGACGAGCAACCCAUGAUCUGCAUGAUAUGUGAAGAUAAGGCUACCGGACUCCAUUAUGGAAUAAUAACAUGUGAAGGCUGUAAGGGUUUCUUUAAGAGAACUGUACAAAAUCGACGGGUGUAUACUUGUGUGGCAGAUGGCGGCUGCGAAAUAACAAAGGCGCAAAGGAAUCGAUGCCAGUACUGUCGAUUUAAAAAAUGUAUUGAACAAGGCAUGGUAUUACAAGCUGUCCGAGAAGACCGUAUGCCAGGGGGCAGAAAUAGUGGGGCUGUGUACAACUUAUACAAAGUCAAAUACAAAAAACAUAAGAAGGCCAACGCAAAGGCGGCAUCAGCUACAAGUAGAGCAUCACCUCCUGACAAGCCUAAGGACCCCUUACCGCCUCUCCCACCGCAUCUCGUCAAUGGGACCAUACUAAAGACUGCAUUAACGAACCCUAGUGAGGUGGUUCAUUUGAGAGCAAGACUGGAAAGUGCUGUUUCAUCGUCCAGAGAUCGUGCAAUUCCAUUAGACAGAGCUUUGCACAUGAUCAGAGCACUAAUCGACUGUGACGCGAUGGAGGAUAUCGCAACCGUACGCCAUUUACCUGAUCUCCUCCAUGACACGUCCGAAAUCGGUGAUAAAUUAUGCAGGAUUGGUGAUUCUAUAGUCCACAAAAUGGUUGCAUGGACGAAGAAGUUACCAUUCAUCAUGGAGAUACCAAUGGAAAUACAUUCAAAGCUGCUAAUGGAGAAAUGGCAUGAGAUCUCAGUACUGACUACAGCUGCAUAUCAGGCAAUGCAUGGAAAGCUGGCUCAUGCACCACCUUCUUCGGAUAAUGAACACGAUUUUAUGCAGGAAGUGAAUGCGAACUUAAGAACGCUUCAGAACUGUUUGACGUCGCUGAUGGGGAGACCCAUCACUCUGGACCAGCUUCGACUGGACGUCGGGCUGGUGGUUGAGAAGAUGACGCAAAUAACCUGUGUGUUCAGGCGCAUACAACUUCGCAUGGAGGAAUACGUGUGCCUCAAAGUCUACAUACUUCUUAAUCAAGAAGUGGAACUAGAGGGCAUCCAAGACCGAUAUGUGCAAGUUCUCAGAAGCUAUUUGGAACACGCAGCGCCACAUCAUCCUGGAAGACUGCAGGAGCUAUUCGCGCGGAUACCCGAGAUCCAAGCGGCCGCAAACCUGUUACUUGAGAGCAAGAUGUUCUACGUACCAUUCGUGCUGAACUCUGCUGAGAUCAGAUAGUAUAUGGCCGACCAGGGUCUGUAGUUCUCGAUGUACGAGCGACAGACUUCGAGCUCGCGGACACGCCGCGCGCUCUUGUUAUAAAGCCGUUCCGAGCGGUCCACCACCUGUGUUCAUCACCGGCUAGGAUAAGCGCUCGCCAUGUUCCUACUCAUCAUCGGCCAUCAUCAUCGCAAUGAGAGUCGCGUCUCCCGCCUACCAUUCCCGUCGCGAUGAUCUAAUCACUUCACCAAUGACGGUUCAUCAAUUCAUAAAGUUAAUUUUCGUGUGAUUUUAGUGCGAGCAUCGAGUGCGGUACGAUUCACGUAAUGAGUAAACGUGUGUAUUGGUAUAAUAUUUAGAAGUGGAAUUAAAACGUCCCAAAUUACAGACUGAUUUAAAGUUAAUUGCUAUUUUAUAGGUACCAGGGACUUGAUGCGUGUUUUAUACGUGGUAGUGUAAACUACAUAGUGUUAAAUAGUUUAUUAAAUGCAUAUAAUAUAAAUAAAAUUUACGUUGAUAUUUUAAUUUGUCUAUCGAAGAAUCGCAUAAUAUAUUAUUCUUGUAAAUAUAGUAAAUAAGCAACUUUUUUAUAUAAUAGCUGUUAGGUUUUAAGUCAUUGUUUUAGAAUGUUGUUUCUUGUAAAAUAAUUAUUAAUAUCGCUGUUUUAGUUUGCAUUUUAUAUCGUCUAGGGUUCAACCAGUAGAUUAAUUUUUACUGGGUGUGUAUUAUUGGAAAAGUAAAUUAAUUUUAUAUGACUUGUUCGUAAUGUUAAUCGUAGCACUAAGUACAUAUUCUCAGUGUUUACCAAGACUGCUUCUUUACAAUUCUACUGUUUAUACUUACUUGUAACUUAUGAUUAUUAUGUGGAGGCGCAUUAUCGCGGUUGAGUCUGGUAUGGUCACAAUUAAUGCAUUUCUACUGCCAAUAGUUCGAUAAUUGUGUGUAUUAGACUAAGCCAGCGUACAAAUUAUAACUUGAAGCAUCUAUACAAUGGGCAAGAUGACAGUGUAAUGAAUCGAAGAAAAAAUGGAUUUAAGAAAAAAAAAAUAUUAUGAUAAAAAAGAUUAAAAAAAAUUACUCAGUCUUGAGUUUUGAAGACGUCACGCCUCAAUUAUCGUCACUAUGCCGUUUGAAAUUUACAAUUCGGCUGUUAUAAGAAUUAUAUCGCGUUAUAGUGAAUUUUUGAGCUGUCAUGUUAUAAUCGGCGGCCAUGACACCUACCCGCGUUUUCGCGCAUAAUUCAAAGAAUAUGCGUAAAAAUACAUUCAUUUCCAUAACAUAUUAUUUUAUUUGCUGAAUUAAAGUUUUUUUCGGAAAAAUAAUAAAACAGUCAUCUGCCUAUUCUUAAUAUGUUAUCAUCAACGAUUUUAGCUUCCUUCUUUGUGUUCUAUUGUACUAUGGUCAAAUUAGUAGCGUCUUAAAAAUUAAAUUCUCAAUUUGGAAUUGGACUUAAUUUCUUUUAUAACUAGACUGCGUGGUUUGAUUUGUGUUUUUCAUUACAAAUUAAAUAAACAUAGCACAAAGAUUGAUGGAAUAUUAUACUUGUUUUCAAUACUUACUAAACAUGAAACAUAUGUUGUUAUUCUGUGGCAUGUUCAAUUAUUAUUGAAGGCUGACAGCUGUCAAUUUGAUUUAAUGACUGAAUGACAAAACAUAGGUACUCUUUGUAUGGUUACAGAAUAACUCUUUUGCUUGUAUGUUGCAUCUAAAGUCUCUCUAGUCUCUACUUUUUUUCUAGCAACACAUUUUAACCUUCUAGUACCUAAGUAUUGUAAUUUGUGUCAUUUAAAUUUCAGGAUAUUAUUUUUAUUCGCCAGGUGUACACAUUAUGGCCAAAUGACGAACACUAAAUUAUAGUAAUUAGUUUGAUCAAUUGUUUUCUUAACUAGUUAAUUCGUCAAUUAAGAAGACUUCUAAGAUAUUUGAAUGCCGCAAUAGUUUACUUCGGCAUAUUCUUAAAAUGCCAUAAAAAAUGAAAUGAGUAUCAAUGAACUACAAUGCGAGAUAAUUAUGCAAAAAUAGUGCGCUUACCAAUAUGUUAACACGAAAAAUUUAUGACAUUUUAUUAAUAAUAGCUAUACGUAUUUCUAACACUGUCAAUAAACAAUGCCUAUUUAAAAUAACGUGCCGUUAAUUUUUAAUUAACUUAUAAUAAAUAAUAAUAUUAUAGAUAUAUUGAAUUGUAAUAUUUGUUCCAGCAACGGUGAACUGUUACCAAUUAGUGUAAGAAUGAAUGGGCGAUGUUCUACAGCGCCACUUUUAAAAUAAGUAAUUGCAACCAAAAAGUUCGUUGUAAGGACUUAUAGGUUCUAAGUUAAAAAUUAUUUCACCUUUGUGCUCUCAGAAUAACUUAAAAAAUUAACUGCACUAAGGCAACAAUAUUUCGACAAAUUACAUCUUAUUUAUCAUUCAAUCACGAAUGAAAAUCAGAUCAUUCAUUAAUUCUAUUCAUUUAGCACUAACGUUAGGAACGUACCAAGCCAUUUCAUAAAAUAGCAAUCACGUUACUAAUCCAUUUCGUUAUUCAGUCAAUCAACUUUAAUAUUAUUAAUAAUUUACACAAUUUUAAUUAAGAUAUAACAGGCGACAGUUAUUAAAGCUUAUACCAAUCCUUUACAAUCAGAAUAGUAGCAUCUGUCGUAAAUGCACGUACAGUAAAUACAGUUAAAUCAGUGCAUUUCUUGCUAAAGACUGAAUACUCACACUUUGUAUUUCAAUUACGUUAAACGUGCAUCAGUGUAAGUUCGGAUAUAGGGUAAGCCCGGAUAAAUCAAACUUCAUAACUUUAUUGGUGGCAACGUCGCACGAAACAUCACUUAAUUCUGCCCUCGUUUUUGUUCCCCGCGUCUAUCGAUGCAUUGCACUGUGUAUGGUGUGACACAAAAAACAACUGCAUUAUCUUGACUUACCCUAUAUCCGAACUUUUACCCUGAUGCACUUUAAGUUUUUGCCCCACAUACAUUAAAUAUGUUUUUAUUAAUAAGAAAAAAAUUGUGUAGAAUGUGAAAUUAAAUAAUAAAACAAUAUAUACCACAACAUCCGAUUUAGGUUAUAAUCUGAUUUUGUAUAUAAUAUCUGUACACAAACAUCUUUCACUAUCUGAGUUCGAGAUACUGAGUUAACACAGAAGAACUUUCCUUUUGUGUCAUUGUUGGAUAUUGUUAGUUGAAAAUAUGUAUAAAUCAAUCUUAAUUAUAAUACAUAGAUUCUUGUUACCUGAAUGAGUGAAUCACGCCGGUUCCUCAUUGUGUUACCAUUAGUUAAGUAUUAACUAUUAGUUAACUUUAUAUGUAUUUUACAGAUAAGGUAUACAACCAGUUACAGCACUGCCAUUAUAUGUUUGCUUGUUUUCUUUUAACAUACUUAUCUGAUGUUUACGAAAUCCUAAUAACGCAUAGAUUUAAUAAAGUCUUAAAAUCAAAACUAGACAACCAUGUUCAAUUUUACGGUAAGUACAUCUUUGAAUCUGUCUUAAGUCGUUUAUUAAAAUAAAUUAUUAUCUAAUACGAAUUCGCAUAAUUCGUUUAAAAAUGUUCUUAUAUCAUGGUGCUCUAUGGUUUUGCUACAAUUCCUGAAACUUUUAAAAUUAAUUAAUUGUUAUUAUUGAUUUUACCGCGCAAAUUGAUUUAUUAGUUACAAACACCUUAUAAUCGUUUUGGUGUUGAAUCUAAAGUCUGAGGUUAGGAUGCCUUUAUAGAUAUAAAUGUAUCAAUGAAUAGAACAAGAACACCGUUCGUCUACAUAAACGAUAUUGUAAGUAUAUUUUCAUAGUAAAAUAGUUUAUUAAAUUAGCCGCGAUGUAUCAACUGACAUCUUGACGUAAUAUAAGAACAAAAUAUUGGCGUUGUACAAAUGAUAGUCUUGUUAGAUAGUAGAGUAAAGAAUUGGCGCAUUACUGGCGGGUACCUAAUUAGCGUAGGACAUGAAAAGCCUAUGGAGGCUAUUAAAUAAUAAGUAUGUAACUAAAUGAAAAUUGUAAAUUAUCCCUUUGUUUUACUUUGCUCUUGUGUUUUCCAUCAAACCCUACGUUUUGGCAUUAUUCCAUUGAUUUAUCGCUGUUAAAUAUAUAACAAAAUUUGAUAUUAAUAAUGUAGGUAAUCGUCGCGUUCUAAACAACUUGAGUUGUAUUUUAAUUGUUAUAAUAGUCUCUAUAUAAAUGUUGAAUACUUAACAGUCCACGUAUGCAGAUCGUAUACUUUGACAGCUAACCGAAAUGGCGAGUAGCUUUACAGUAGUGCAUUUUUAUAAACAAUUUUCGAAGAUUUUAUUGUUCAGUUCAUAUACAUGUAGAAACUUUCACAAAAAUAAUUUGACUGAUAAAAACUAUGAUUAAUCUUAAAAUAACUAAAACGUUAAUGUAUUUGUUAGUGUGAACUUGAAUAGUUUUCACACUUACACCCGUAAGACGAUAAAUAGCUGUAUCUAAGAUAUUAGGUGAGUAAGUUAAUUGUUGUGUAUUAAAUAGCGUUUGUUAUGAGAACACCUGUGGGAGCUGGAUGAUACAAAACGCUAUUAAUGUAGAUAAUACUUAUAUAAAACGUAAAACCAUAAAAUGUCUAAUAUAAUAUUUGAAAAUGUUGAUAAGUGUUGUUGUAAUCACAUGUCACAGAUAACUUGCUCUUGGUACAUGUUAAAAAGAUCGCAAUAAAGUCUCUUUGUAUCAUUAUUUCGUAUAACAUUAAGACUAUAUUCCGGACUUAUUAACAAUACAUAAAAUGUAUUCAUAAUUUUAACUUUACCAUAAUAUUAUACAUUGAUUAUUCUACAUGAUGUAAUCGAUGUUUUAUUAUUAUCAUAUUCGUGUUCGUAUGUUUUUACAAACACGUUCGCUUAUUGUCACGUUGAAAAUAAACAUUAAGGAAACCUAAUUACAAUUAAAAUAUAGAUACCACGCAGUCUCACAUCAAGUGCCUGAAUAAAAAGAUUUUGUAUAAGCAAGUAUACACUCGCUACCAACCACGAGAUGGCAAGGAAUCAUUAUAUUAUAAGGAGGAGUUCACAGUGAAACUUAGAAUUGCAGGGCCCAAUAGACAUCUUUUAAUAACGUCAUAAUUAAUCAUUAUUUAUGUAUUAAUUAUGACGUUAUGCAAGUUAAAGCCGCGUUAUGAAAAUUUUCAACAAACAAAUUUCUAAGGGCGCGGCAAAUAUUCAACCAAUCAGCAGACAGACACUGAGUAGAAAGAAAUGGAUUAUUAGUUCCUGAAUAAAUAAUAAAGAAUAUUAGUUCCUGCAAUGAACUUUCAUCACUGUGAACGUAAAGGUUGCGAUGCACGUGUUUACUUACACACAUAAUAUUAAUAGUUUCAUUUUGCUACUCGUGAUUUUAGAGUUGGGUUCGCUCAAUCACAAGACUUAUCGCUUCAGAUAUAGAUUACUCUUAAGUAUUAUGAUACAGUAGGAUUCAUUGUAGUAUCACAAAGUUGCUGAAGCAAAUCCUCUAUGGAAAAGGCUGUUGUUGAAAAUUGACCAAGUUAAGAUAAAACGACUGUUAGUAAAUAUUGAUGAUUUGAUGUAUUGGAUACUGUCUGCCUGUGGUGCGCCGGGUAAUGUAUAGUCAAUGAAAGCUGAACUGGUUUGCCAAGAGAAGUUACCUACAGUUGUGUUAACUUAGCAAUGCAUAACGUGUUUGUACUUUAAUUUGUUUUUUUAGUUGUACUCUUGGAAAUCAAUGGUUAAUAACUUAAGAAAAUAAAACUGUAUGUGAAUUUCUAA